Mya arenaria is the source of this 1239-nucleotide messenger RNA. Its product is annotated as SITS-binding protein-like. The coding region runs from base 154 to 1044 and encodes 296 amino acids. The transcript has 3 exons. Lineage: Eukaryota; Metazoa; Mollusca; Bivalvia; Myida; Myidae. The record is from RefSeq and is a predicted model, not a curated record.
UGUAGACGAAGUCAUACUUAUAUCAUUCUUAAUAUUUAAAAUUUGCGAUGAACACAUAUACAAUAAAGGAAGUCGUUUGUACUCAGGGAGAAUUUUACUGAUAAAGCUUAUAUUUAUGCCUAUACCAUCUUAUGAGGAUUAUAAGGCGGAAAUAUGAUCAAGACUGGGAGUUCCUCCUACGAUUUGACAGAAGUGUCGCUGCAUGAUGAGCACGAGUCCCCGGUCGUGCAUGCGAAAGACGUCCGCCGACUCAAGUUCCGGUUCUACGCCGCUCUUGGUGUGGCCGGCGUCAUCAUUCUGGGUCUUAUUAUUGGAGUCGCGGUCAAGGGCAAUGGAAAAGGUGGCGGCGGAGGAGGGGGAACUACUGUGACGCCAUCAAAUACUUAUAUGACGUCAAACCCGACGUCAAAGCCUACGUCUUCGAAAACCGCCAACCUAGGGAACCUUUCAGUCACUUGGGGCUCUGGCGUUAGUUUUAACAUUGCAGACAAAGGUCAAUGGUCCCACAAUGACGCUAAUAAAAGCACACCAUUGCUUUCUCCAACUAAUUGUUCUUCUACCAAUGCUGUAAUUUGUCUGGAAUGGGCCGAUGAUCGUCGAUUGAAAGUAUCCCGGAAGAAUGACGUCACUAACGAACAAAAUGCAUCGCUCUCCUGUUAUGACGUCGAGUGGACGGCUCUGAAAUGCGUCGGUCAAGUAUUAACCGACUGUUUCAACACAAGUGGUGCCCAUUGGUACGGCGGAUAUGAAGACCAUGAUCAGCAUUGGCCAUUUGAGAAGAACUCUAUGAAAGAAACAUCCUAUACAGGGAACGACCCAUUUCAUCCUGGCGUCAUUGGUAACAUUCUGGAGCGAUAUUUUGUCUCCUCAAAAGGGGUUGGCGUGUACGUAGAUAAUGACGUCCCAUUAUAUUUUAGCCUGAACUCGCCCCAAAAUGGUUUGAUGUGUUUCUCGGCAAAGUAUGAAUCAUAUCCGUACUUCAAUUUUACGGCGAUUACGACUUCGAUACAAACCAGACGAAAUUUCCCAAUGCUAGUGAUAUGAUACAAAAUAUUCACGAUCUCGGAUUCAACGUUUCCGUCUGGGUUCAUCCUUUCUUUGAUCCAAGAGGUGAAUCUUACAAAGAAGCAGAACAAAAACAUUACCUUUUGAGGCGAUUUGAUUCAGACUUCCCGGAAGUGACGUCAUGGUGGAACGGAAACGAUUCUGGCAUACUUGACGUCACGAACCCAAAUGCAA